GUCUGUGCCUACGUUGUACGUGGAUGAGGGCCGACUCAUGCAUCUCCGGCCGCGCUCGGCUGUUUCCGCCCGGGGGAGAGGGAGCCCCUCCCCUCUCCAUUCCUGCGUUGUUUGGGGACAGAGGGAAGAUGGCGGCGGCCCCGCUGUACUGUGUCUGCCGGCAGCCCUACGAUGUGAGCCGCUUCAUGAUCGAGUGCGACAUCUGUAAAGACUGGUUCCACGGCAGCUGUGUGCAGGUGGAGGAGCACCAUGCGGUUGACAUCGACGUGUACCACUGUCCCAACUGUGAUGUUGUUAACGGACCCUCCCUGAUGAAGAGACGGACCAACUGGCACCGGCACGACUACACGGAGCCCGACGACGGCAGCAAGCCGGUGCAGGCUGGCACGGCCGUGUUCAUCUCCCAGCUGCAGAACAGAAGCUUCGCCAGCGGGGAGGAGGUCCUGGUGAGGAUGCAGGGGGAGUCGGUGACCCCCCGCUACCUGGAGAAGCACGGCUUCAGUCAGCCCAUCGCCGUCACGGAGAUGGAGGGGCUGGGGCUCCGGCUGCCCCCCCCCAGCUUCUCCGUCAGGGACGUGGAGCAGUACGUGGGGGGCAACAAGGUGAUCGACGUGAUCGACGUGGCGCGGCAGGCGGACAGCAAGAUGAAGCUCAGCGAGUUCAUCAAGUAUUACACCGGCGACCAGCGGCCCAAAGUCCUGAACCUCAUCAGCCUGGAGUUCUCCGACACCCGGAUGUCUGAGCUGGUGGUGGUCCCGGACGUGGCCCAGCAGAUGUCCUGGGUGGAGAACUACUGGCCUGACGACUCGUUCUUCCCCAAGCCCUUCGUGCAGAAGUACUGCCUGAUGGGAGUGAAGGGCUGCUACACGGACUUCCACAUCGACUUCGGGGGCACCUCCGUGUGGUACCACGUGCUCUGGGGGGAGAAGAUCUUCUACCUGAUCCCGCCCACUGUGGCCAACCUCGCACUGUACGAGGCGUGGAGCUCCUCGACCAAUCAGAGUGAGGUGUUCUUUGGGGACAAAGUGGACAAGUGCUACAAGUGUGUGGUUCCCCAGGGGACCACCCUCCUCAUCCCCACAGGAUGGAUCCAUGCUGUUCUUACCUCUCAAGACUGUAUGGCCUUCGGAGGCAACUUCCUCCACAACCUCAAUAUCGGCAUGCAGCUCAGGUGUUAUGAGAUGGAGAGGCGUCUCAAAACCCCCGACCUCUUCAAGUUCCCCUACUUCGAGGCCAUCUGCUGGUACGUCGCCAAGAACCUACUGGAGACGCUGAAAGAGCUUCGAGAGGACAGCCGCCCCCCCCAAACCUACCUGGUGGAGGGGGUGAAAGCCCUGAUCGGGGCCCUGAAGACCUGGCUCAAGAGAGAGGUGACGGAGCCCACCAGCGAGGUGCCGGACCACAUCAGGCCGAACCACCUCAUCAAAGAGCUGACCAAAGAAGUCCGCUACCUGGAGGAGGAGCCCGGGGGCGUGGCCGUGAAGCCGGCGAAGCCCCUGGUGGGCGUGGUCGCGGCGACCGCGCCGGCGGUGGUGGCGGCGGCGGCGGGCGGCGCGGCCGGCUCCGGCGGGGGUCCGGGGGCGGGCGGGGGGUCCCCGGCGGGACGCUCGCCCCUGGAGAGGCUGUGCCAGGCGAGGCGCGCCCGGCGGGCCGCCCGCAAGCUGAGGGAGCAGCAGAGGCUCGCCCCCAAGGCCUCGUCCAACCUGGACGUCCUGGAGAGGCACACCCGCGAGGUGCUGAGGAGGCUGGAGGUGGGGCCCCUGGAGGAGGACCCGGCCUUCUGCUCCACGGUCCACGGGAAGCUGAACAAGGUGUCCACGGCCUCGGCCGCUGCGCUCGAGUUCCUGGAGGACAACCACCUGAGGCUCACUCUGGUGAACGGACGCAUCAUCCGGGACGUGCGGCGGCUGAGCGCGGGCGGCAGUCCCAUCAAGGCGGAGCAGGGGAGUCCCUCGGAGGCUUGGCAGGGGCCCCAGAGCGCCGGAGGCCCGGCCAAGGACCAGAGACCCCAGGGGGGCCGCCCGGAGCCUCACAGCCCAGGAGAGAAGAGGUUUUGUGAUCCGUCCGCGGGGGCGGAGCCAAGGGGCCUGGUGGCGCUCGGGGGCGGGGCCUCGGAACAUUCCAGCGGCCGAUCGGACGGCGACUCGGACAGCGACUCCCCACCCCAGCAGAAAGCAUUAUCCUCGUCUUCGUCAUCUCGUUCCUCGUCGUCGUCGUCCUCCUCCUCCUCCUCGUCUUCCUCCUCUUCGUCUUCCUCCUCUUCGUCCUCCUCUGAGGAGGAGGACUCGGGAUCCCUGGAGGGGGGGGGCCAGCAGGGCUCAGGGCACACCAUCGAGCUGGACCCCCAUGGCGUCCAGACACUCAGGAACAAACACAGACCACUCAAACGAGAACGUCCUACCUCACCCAGCACAGCAGAGGCCAUCCAGGGCAUGCUGUCCAUGGCCGGCCUCCUGUGCCCCUCGGACCCCCAGAAGGAGGCCCCCGGGCCCCCGGAGCCCUGGUGGUCCGGGCCCGAGGGCCCCCCCAUGCCGACGCCGGCGGGGGGGCCGCCGCACCUCCACCCUCGUCUCCACGGCGACGCGAAGAGCCCCAUGGACAGCCAGGGGAACAGCAGCAGCGAGGCCUGGGACCACCGAGGUCCGGAGACGGACACCUACCAGUACUGUGACCCCUCCAUGUCCCCCCCGCUGCACCCCUCCAAGAGGCCCGCCCCCAACCCCCCGCCCAUCAGCAACCAGGCCACCAAAGGCAAGCGGCCGAAGAAGGGCAUGGCGACGGCCAAGCAGCGCCUCAGCAAGAUCCUGAAGAUCAGCCGGCACAGCCGCGUCUUUGUGUAGCGCCGGGGGGCCCGGGCCCCGGGGCCCGGCCCAGCGUGUGUGAGGGUGUUGACGGUGUGAAUGAGCGGGACGGUGUGGCUCCCAAGCAGACGGGCCCGGGGUCUCGGUUUGUGCGUUUUGGUACCCCGGAGUCGUACGUCGUGCAGUGGAAGCGAAAUCUUAAAGAACACAAAGAAA
Molecule: messenger RNA, 3017 nt
Organism: Gadus morhua (Atlantic cod)
Lineage: Eukaryota; Metazoa; Chordata; Actinopteri; Gadiformes; Gadidae
Gene: kdm7aa
Product: lysine (K)-specific demethylase 7Aa
Exons: 17
Coding region: 24-2840 (938 amino acids)
Source: RefSeq, a predicted model, not a curated record